UCUUUUUCUUCCGUCUUCAAUACUGGGGGGAAAUUAGGGAAGAUGUGAUGUUCACAAAGACAGUGAAGGAAGUUCGACAGCGGCCAUAAUAUUGCAUCGAAAGUGUAUCAAAUGUGCAAAGACUCAAGACAGAUACCUGAUUAGGAGAUCGUCGAUGCUCACACAAAACACUUAGAACAUAGAUUAACCUAGGUAAACAAAGAGAAGAGCAACACAGAAGUUUCCGUUUUGGAGACAGUAGCGUUGUAAUUGUAAUUUCUUUCGAAAUGAAUUGUAAUGUGCGCCUGCGCCUUUAAGAGACGCCAGUUCGUCGGGAUGACGUAAUGCUCUUUUCUCCGCCAUGACCUCAGCGCCUUUGGACGCGGAUAAAGUUUGGACGAGCGAGCACACAACGCCUGUAAAACUGUUUUUGUUCGGCAACGGUUGAAGUUGGGUCCCCGCCUGGGCCUCGAAAGACUCCGAUGUCGAACGUUCGAGCGUUCAAAGAUUUCCCGCGCCUGACGUCAGACUCGGGACGUCAUCGCGGCGUUGGCCGUCGUGACAUGGCGGAAGCCUCUUUGGCGACAGAGCCGCCCACACCCGUCCGGGUGCGCUCCCUGCCGGCGGAGGCGCUGGCGGGUCUGCUAGAGGGGGGCCGAAGGGUCCCGGGUCAAGCAGGGGGCGUGCUGCUGGUGGACAGCCGACCCUUUGCGGACUUCAACGCGCGACGCAUCGCCCACGCCGUCAACGUCAACGCAUCCAAGCUGCUUAAGCGGCGGCUGCAGCGGGACAAAGUUCACGUCAAGGACGUCCUGCGCCAGGCCGCCGGAAGCGAGGUGGCGCUGGAGGCCGGCCUGCAGCUGGUGGUCUACGAUGAGGAUUCGUGGGAUGCGUGCGCACUGCGCAGUGACGCCUUCGCUGCCGUCCUGCUCCUCAAGCUCCAGCCGCACUUCCCGUCCGUGCGCCUGCUGGCCGGCGGCUUCUCGCAGUUUUCUCACCAGUUUGCGUGCCUGUGCGAGGGGAAGCAGACGCCGGUGGCGGCGGCGGCGAAGCCGUCGUCUCCGCCGGCCGCGACACCGGGCCCCACCCGCAUCCUGCCGCACCUAUACCUGGGCUGCCAGCGGGACGUCCUCAACAAGGAAGCGAUGCAGCGCGACGCCAUCGCCUACGUGCUGAACGCCAGCAACACGUGCCCCAAACCCGACUUCAUCGCCGACUCGCGCUUCCUGAGGGUUCCCGUGGACGACGGCUUCUGCGACAAGAUCCUCCCCUGGUUGGACGCCUCGCUGGACUUCAUCGAGAAGGCCAAGGCGUCGGACGCCCGCGUGCUGGUCCACUGCUUGGCGGGCAUCUCGCGCUCGGCCACCAUCGCUAUCGCCUACAUCAUGAAGCGGAUGGACAUGUCGCUGGACGAGGCGUACAGGUUUGUGAAGGAGAAGAGGCCCAGCAUCUCCCCCAACUUCAACUUCCUGGGUCAGCUGCUAGACUUUGAAAAGAAGAUCUCCCGAGAAGCGCGACGGCAAGUCCCGGCCGGUGGACAGCAGGUCCCGGCCGGUCGACGGCACUCCGCUCGGCCGGACGAGCUGGCGCGGGGCCCGGAGGACGCCGCCCAACUCCACGGCGCCCCAGAGUCAGCACGUCACUUCUCCCCCGUGGAGGAGGUCUCUGAGCAAAGUUGGGACGAGUCCGCCGUCCCUCGCCGGUGGGCACCCGGAGCUUGGCCCGGCGGCACCCUCAGAGGGUGGCACUCGGACAUCCUGCCGGCCCCGGGGGGCCGCCGUUGCCUCUCCCCCUCGGAUACGGCGCGCUUCUACUCGGCGGCGUUUGCUCGCGGGCCGGAGGCGCCGCCGCGGCAGCCCCGAGCGUCCGACCGCGGCGUUUCUCGCAGGAGUUGGCAUGAGGAGAGCCACUUUGAGAAGACCCGAAGUUAUCCGGACGGGACGGAAACCCAGCUGGCCACGCCAGACAGCUUUUCUGCCAGCUUGGAGCUCAUCGGCGUGUCCUGACGCAAAGGCCAAAGGUCACGCCCAGCCGCUGGGGUCAUUUUGCAUAUGGAGGAAGCACGGACGUUGAGC
This is a messenger RNA of Syngnathus acus (greater pipefish), 2054 nucleotides long. RefSeq names its product dual specificity phosphatase 16 (gene dusp16). The record is from RefSeq and is a predicted model, not a curated record. Gene Ontology annotation, molecular function: protein tyrosine/threonine phosphatase activity; MAP kinase tyrosine/serine/threonine phosphatase activity. Lineage: Eukaryota; Metazoa; Chordata; Actinopteri; Syngnathiformes; Syngnathidae. The transcript has 7 exons. Gene Ontology annotation, biological process: protein dephosphorylation; negative regulation of MAPK cascade. Gene Ontology annotation, cellular component: nucleus; cytoplasm. The coding region runs from base 462 to 1985 and encodes 507 amino acids.